ACUCCAGCACCGCCUAUCUCAAAAACCAGCCUAUCAUCAAUGGCGGCAAUGGACUUGGAAUUGGAACCGCGGAAACCCCAUUUUGUGUUAAUCCCAUUGCUGGCUCAAGGCCACAUGAUUCCCAUGGUGGACAUGGCUCGAUUGUUGGCGAAGCAUGGAGCUAAGGUGACACUAGUGAUCACCCCGGGUAACGCUUCCAGGUUAUCUUCAACAAUCCAGCGAGCCAGGGAAUCAGAGCGCCUGGAAAUCCACAUUCUUGAAAUCCCGUUCCCCUGCCAAGAACACGGCCUCCCACCCGGCUGCGAAAACCUCGACAGCCUCUCCUCCCCGGCCCUCAUCCGAAACUUCUACGCCGCCCUAGACGCAUUGCAAGAACCCACCGAGACCUACCUUCAAGACACCACUCCUCCCCCGAGCUGCAUCGUCUCCGACAAGUGCCUCUCCUGGACUUCCAAGACCGCCCGGCGAUUCCAGGUCCCCAGGCUGGUUUUCCACGGCAUGUGCUGUUUCUCCCUUCUGUGUUCCAACAAUAUAAUGCUUCACAAACCUCACCUUUCGGUUAAAUCCGACAAGGUCCCUUUCCCUAUCCCUGGAUUGCCAUUCAACGUGGAAAUAGCCAAGGUUCAGCUGCCCGGAGCGUUCGUUACACUGCCCGACCUGGACGAUAUCCGCGGCCAGAUGCAAGAAGCCGAGUCCAGUGCCUAUGGGGUUGUGGUGAACACUUUUCAAGAACUGGAGCGUGGCUGCGUGGAAGAGUAUAGAAAGGCUGUUAACAAAAAGGUAUGGUGCCUCGGGCCGGUUUCGCUUUGUAACAGGGAUGUUAUGGAUAUGUACCAUAGAGGAAACAGGGCAUCCAUUGAUGAAAAACAGUGUUUGGAAUGGCUUGAUUCCCAGAAAGAAAAAUCCGUGCUUUACGCCUGUCUUGGGAGCCAAUGCCGGCUGGUUCCAUCGCAGCUGAUAGAGCUGGGGCUAGGGCUAGAAGCCUCGGGUUACCCUUUCAUCUGGGUGAUCAAAACAGGGGAGAGAUAUUCAGAGCUGGAGAAAUGGUUCUCAGAGGAGAGAUACGAGGAGAGGAUCAAAGGGAGAGGACUGGUGAUCAAAGGCUGGGCUCCUCAGGUCCUGAUCCUCAACCACCCUGCCAUCAAAGGCUUCUUGACCCACUGCGGAUGGAACUCGACCAUAGAAGGGGUGUGCUCGGGCGUGCCAAUGAUCACGUGGCCAAUGUUCGCCGAGCAAUUCUUGAACGAGAAGAUGAUUGUGGAGGUGCUGGGCAUUGGGAUUCGAGUCGGCGUCGACGUCCCGGUGAGAUGGGGGGAGGAGGAGAGGGUUGGGGUGGUGGUGGUGAGAGAUGAAGUUGCAAAGGCAGUGGAGAAACUAAUGGGUGGCGGAGAAGAAGGUGAGAAUAGGAGAAACAGAGCGAGAGAAUUAGGUUUAUUAGCUAAGAGUGCCAUGGAAGAUGGUGGACAAGCCCAUGUUAACAUAUCAGAUUUGGUGCAAGACAUCAUGAACACAUCAAUCAAACGUUAAGUCAUUUGUUCCGAUCCGUACGUACAUAUGUUAUGUUGUGUACUACAAUUUGUGUUUGAAAACUAUUGGACACUACUGUUAUAAUUGGAAGUCUAUGCAGUUAAUGCUA
Ipomoea nil (Japanese morning glory) is the source of this 1636-nucleotide messenger RNA. Its product is annotated as UDP-glycosyltransferase 73D1-like. The record is from RefSeq and is a predicted model, not a curated record. NCBI's taxonomy places the organism in Eukaryota, Viridiplantae, Streptophyta, Magnoliopsida, Solanales, Convolvulaceae. The transcript has 2 exons. The coding region runs from base 40 to 1527 and encodes 495 amino acids. Gene Ontology annotation, molecular function: UDP-glycosyltransferase activity.